Molecule: messenger RNA, 1446 nt
Organism: Sinocyclocheilus rhinocerous
Lineage: Eukaryota; Metazoa; Chordata; Actinopteri; Cypriniformes; Cyprinidae
Exons: 7
Coding region: 4-1446 (480 amino acids)
Molecular function (GO): nucleic acid binding
Source: RefSeq, a predicted model, not a curated record
AAGAUGGAUAACCAGCGUCAGCAGGCAAAUGCCAGACAAUCUCAGGCAGUGUCAAGGCUGCUUUUAGAGAGACUCUUGUCACGACUACAGGAGGCCAUGCAGCGCUUGCCUCUAGACCUGGAUUAUUUAUAUUUUAUUUGCACAAAUGAUUUAAGUUUGAUCACUUCACAUACAAGUCGUCAACAUGUACCUCAAGAGGUAAUGCACUUUCUUUCAAACCUGUGUUCUGUUCUUUCUAAUCGCCUGGACACAAGACGUACCUCUUCAGUGAUUUUGAAUGAAAUUGCUGGACCAACGGGACGUCCCAAAACCAUUGUAUCUGAGCAGCACCUCAGACGAUUGAUUGAAAUUGGUCUGACUGUACCUUGCAUUUCAAAACUGCUUGGCAUGUCAACACGAACCAUAGAACACAGAAUGCAAGAGUUUGGUAUAACAGUGAGAGGAACAUACAGUCAAUUGACUGACGAAGAGUUAGACAAUCUUGUGGUUGCAAUCAAAACAACAUCACCACACUCAGGCUACAGAAUGAUGAGAGGGAACUUGAAAGCUCUUGGUCAUCGAGUCCAGUGGAGCAGAGUCUGCGACUCUAUGAAUAGAGUUGAUUCAGCCGGAGUCCUUGCUAGAAUGUCACAACUUGGACAUGUUGUGAGAAGAUCAUAUUCAGUUCAGGCCCCUCUGUCCCUCAUGCAUGUGGACACCAACCACAAGCUGAUCAGAUAUGGCUUAGUAAUAUUUGGGGGCAUAGAUGGCUACUCAAGAAAGGUCAUGUAUCUGGGGGCUGCAACCAACAACAAAGCAGAGACUGCUCUAAGUUUCUUCCUCGAGGCAGUAGAAAAGCAUGGAGUUCCUUCACGGGUAAGAGCAGACCAAGGUGUAGAAAAUGUGGACAUUGCAAGGUGGAUGUUCACUGUUCAGGGCUGUGGCAGGGGAAGUUUCAUUUCGGGGAAGAGCGUUCAUAAUCAAAGGGUCGAACGGCUGUGGAAAGAUGUGUGGAUGUCUGUUUCAAACUUGUAUUAUGAUGUUCUACAUAAUUUGGAAGAGAGUGGCUCUCUUGAUCCAUCAAACACCAUUCAUCUCUUCUGUGCACAUUAUGUUUUUCUUCCACGUCUCCAAAGAGACCUAGAUAUUUUCACUGAUGCAUGGAAUGACCAUUCCAUCCGUACGGAGCAAAAUCUUUCCCCCAAUCAUCUGUGGGAAAUAGGAGUUGCACAGAAUCCAGUCAAUGUUUCAUGUGACAUGGAGGACCUCAACAUUUUGGUGCAAGAUGGCACUUACCCACUGGAGGAGCAGAACACUGGAGUAGUGGUCCCUCAGGUGGAGUGUCUGCUCUCAGAGUAUGAAAUGGCUCGACUCAGGACAACCAUUAAUCCAGUCUCACAGUCCAGAGACUUUGGCCAAGAUAUUUACUUAUCAGUGUUACAUUUUGUGCAGCUGCUUCCUGAAUAA